Messenger RNA from Alligator mississippiensis (American alligator), 3106 nucleotides. Its product is annotated as long-chain fatty acid transport protein 6. The transcript is spliced from 11 exons. The record is from RefSeq and is a predicted model, not a curated record. Lineage: Eukaryota; Metazoa; Chordata; Crocodylia; Alligatoridae. The coding region runs from base 105 to 1967 and encodes 620 amino acids. Gene Ontology annotation, molecular function: long-chain fatty acid-CoA ligase activity; long-chain fatty acid transmembrane transporter activity.
GGGGGAGGGAGCAGCAGCGAGCAAACAGCGGCACAAGCACCAGUUCCCGCCUUGUGCAAACGGAGGAGGCUGCUGCGGUCAGUGCCAGCCGCUCCUUGGCUCCUAUGCUGCCCUCGUGGGUGCCAGGCGUGGCUGUGGGGCUGGUUUCCCUGCACCUCCUUCAGAAGCUGCUCUUCCCCUACUUGUGGCAUGACUUGAGGGACUUGCUGCAAGCCAUGGGCUGCGGGCUGUCGGCUGCGGUGCGCAGGGUGCGGAGGCAGCUUCCCACGGUGCUGGGCAGGUUUGUGACGCUGGCCCAAGAGCAGCCCCACAAGCCCUUCCUCAUCUAUGAUGGGCGCGUCUACACCUACCAGGACGUGGACACGAGGAGUAACCAGGUGGCCCAGGUCUUCCUGCACAAGGGAGGUCUGAAGAAGGGGGACACCGUGGCUCUGCUGAUGACCAACGAGCCCGACUUCAUCCACGUGUGGUUUGGGUUGGCCAAACUGGGCUGUGUGGUGGCUUUCCUCAACUCCACCAUCCGCUCCAAGUCCCUCCUGCACUGUAUCAGCAGUUGUGAGCCCAAGCUCCUGGUCAUUGGGGCAGAUAUGCUUGGGACACUAAAAGAAAUUCUUCCUAGUCUCCAAAAAGAUAUUGAUGUUUGGGUAGUGACAAAAGACUCCACUUUGCCAAGUGUUCAUACCCUGUUAGACAAACUGGAAGGUGCAUCUGAAGACCCUGUACCAGUUCAUCUCCACUGUGAUAACGACCUCAAGUCUUCUGUUCUCUACAUUUUUACCUCAGGAACAACAGGUUUACCAAAGGCUGCAGUUAUCACCAAUCUGCAAGUUCUAAAUGCUGCUGGUGGCUUGUGGGCUUUUGGUGCUACUAAAAAUGACAUUCUUUAUAUAACACUCCCUCUUUACCAUAGCUCAGCAGCUCUUGUUGGCAUUUGUGGAUGUAUAGAAUUAGGUGCAACUUGUGUCUUAAGAAAGAAAUUUUCAGCUAGUAAUUUUUGGAAUGACUGCAAAAAAUACAAUGUGACUCUUAUCCAGUAUAUUGGAGAACUUUGCCGUUACCUUUGCAACCAACCUGUGAAAGAAGGAGAAAAAGAUCACAAAGUUCGCCUGGCGAUUGGAAAUGGAAUAAGAAGUGAUGUAUGGAGAGAAUUUUUAGACCGGUUUGGUAAUAUCAAGAUAUGUGAAUUUUAUGGUACUACUGAAGGAAACAUUUCUUUUCUGAACCAUGCAGGGAAAAUUGGAGCUGUAGGACGUACUAAUUUUUUUCAUAAGCUUUUUUCUCCUUCCGACUUAAUAAAGUAUAAUUUUCAAAAAGAUGAACCAUUUAGGAAUAAGCAUGGCUGGUGCGAGAAAGUUAAGAAAGGUGAAGCUGGUCUUCUCAUUUCCAAAGUGAAUACAAAGAAUCCAUUCUUUGGUUAUGCUGGAAAUGAGAGAGAGACAGAAAAGAAAUUGCUCCACGAUGUGUUUAAGAAGGGAGAUCUCUAUCUUAAUUCAGGCGAUCUGAUGGUUCAAGACCAAGAGAAUUUUCUUUAUUUUUGGGACAGAAUUGGAGAUACCUUCAGGUGGAAAGGGGAGAAUGUUUCAACUGCAGAAGUUUCUGAUGUUGUUGGUAUGCUGGACUUUGUACAGGAUGCAAAUGUAUACGGUGUACUUGUCCCGGAUCAUGAAGGAAAAGCAGGAAUGGUCGCUUUCACUUUAAAACCCAAUAAAACAUUAGACUUGGAACAAAUUUACAAACAAGUUGUGACAUACCUACCAAGUUAUGCCUGCCCGCUGUUUUUAAGACUCCAGGAAACGAUGGAAAUGACAGGAACUUUGAAACAACAAAAAUUUCGGCUGGUGGGUGAAGGGUUUAAUCCUUCUGUAAUCACUGAUCCACUUUACUUUUUUGACAGCUGUAAGAAAUCUUAUGUUCCAUUAACCAAAGAACUUCAUGCUAUGAUCUUAUCUGGGCAAAUGAAACUUUAAUUACUGGUAAAUUGUUAACAAAAUUACCCAUGUGGACUACUGUACAAGAAAUAACAAGUCAAUUAGCAAUAUUUCUAUCUAGUUAUCUAAAAUAAUACUUUGUUCUUGAUAGUUGCAAUUCAGAAGUUUCAUGAUACCUUUAGUUUUUUUCCCCAUAAUUGAACAAUUAUCAAUUCCUACCUCUUGAUACAUCAAAUACGGUUAAAUUAUUUUUAGUGCAUGUUUAAAAUAUAUUUCCUGCUAGAUUUUGGUUAUGAAUGUCCCGGUCCUGUUUUUCCCUUAUGAAAUAAGUAAAUGGCAUCUGGAGAAAAAAAUAAUAAACAGUAAAAGGACAAAAUGAUAGAAAACAAUGUUAACGUUUUUUGCUGUUUGUUUUGUAAGUUGCAUAAAUAUGAAUGGAUAUUGUUUAAAAAAAAAAGGCAUCUAAAGGUGAGAAGAGAAGCAAAGCAAACUGUUUCUUGCUCUGCUGCUUGCUUCUAUUAUUUCUUAAUGGUAAGAGUACAUAUCUGCAUUGCAAUCUUAAUGUGCCAGGCAUGUUUGAGGGUAAUGGCAUUCUUGAGAGUACUGCUUCUUGGGACAAUAAGUUUGUUGAGAUAUGUCCUUAGUUUCAGUACAUGAAAGACAGAGUAUCAUUUCCCUCUCUUGUAGCAACUGGGUCUUGGUUGUGUCUUGUUUUGAUUCUUGAUUCACUCACAAUAUUUUGAUUCACAAUAUUUGUGCACAAUAUUUAAAUUUCUUGCGUGCAGUUCAAGUUUUGCUUUUUAAUGGCUUGAUCCAAAGCCUGUUGAAGUCACUGGAGAUCCUCCCAUUCUGAUCUCUGUGUGCCUUUCCUUCCUUCAUUCCUACCCCAAUCUCAUGCACUGAUGUGCAUAAGCCUGGAUUACAUGUAAUGGAACCAAGUGAAAGCCGUUACCAACUACUGGUCAAAAUUGUUCUUAAAACAUGAAAAGCUUGUAUAAAACAAGUGUAUUAGGCCUUCAUAAACUUAAUUGGGACUAACAAAGAGGUUUCUCCCUGCUUCAAUGGCUGCUUGGGAUUAUUAUUUAUAUGUAUUAAAAGGUAAUAGAAUAUUUUGGAAUUCCAAACUAUACUUAAUGAUCUACUGUUUUUAAAAUAAAGGGUACAACUUUCUAAAACAA